This is a messenger RNA of Rosa rugosa (rugosa rose), 2295 nucleotides long. RefSeq lists its product as uncharacterized. The record is from RefSeq and is a predicted model, not a curated record. The transcript is spliced from 3 exons. The coding region runs from base 1 to 2295 and encodes 764 amino acids. NCBI's taxonomy places the organism in Eukaryota, Viridiplantae, Streptophyta, Magnoliopsida, Rosales, Rosaceae. Gene Ontology annotation, molecular function: nucleic acid binding; RNA-DNA hybrid ribonuclease activity.
AUGGACCUCUCCCGAAAACUGGGAGAGUUGUGGCUCAGGGAAGAAAAGUACUGGAAACAAAGGUCCAGGGUUGCUUGGCUCCAAGUGGGUGACUCUAAUUCCAAGUUUUUCCACCUCUCCACCAUUCAUAGGAGGCAAAGAAACAUAAUUCUAAAGGUGCAGACUGAUAGUAAUGAAUGGGUGGUGGGCGAACGUAAGAUUAGAUUGGAGUUUGAACACCAAUUUCAGAAACUCUUCUCUAGCUCUGGAGCGAGACAGUGGGGUGGGGUCUUUAAUGGGGUGUCCUCAAUUGUGACAGACGAGAUGAAUGCUGAUUUACUUCUGCCUUUUUCCAUGGAAGAAGUCAAAGCAGCGACUUUCCAGCUAGGAGCCUUAAAGGCGCCAGGGCCGGACGGCUUUCCCGGUCUCUUUUACCACAAGUACUGGCAGAUUGUGAAUGAGUUAGUAAGUGCAACAGCUGUGGAUUUUCAGGCUGGUAUGGUCAAAAUGAGGGGCUUGAACCAGACACAUAUUGUCUUAAUCCCGAAAAUCCCAAAUCCUGAAAGAACCUCCCAUUUUAGAUCUAUUAGCCUUUGUAACAACUCGUACAAGAUUUUGUCGAAAUUGUUAGCAAACCGGCUGAAAUCUAUCCUACCCCACCUUAUUUCUGAUUUUCAGAAUGCCUUUGUUCCUAACCGGCAAAUCCAAGAUAAUAUUUUGCUAGCACAUGAGGUAUUUCAUUACCUAAAGCUCAAGCGAGAAGGUGAUAACAAUGAGUUUGGGUUGAAGCUCGACAUGAAUAAGGCUUAUGAUAGGGUUGAAUGGGACUUUUUGGAGGCUGCUCUCCUUCGGUUUGGUUUCUCCCGUACGUGGGUGAAUCUAAUCGUAUCAUGCAUCUCAAUGGUUUCUUUCUCUAUUGUAAUCAAUGGUCAACUGAUCAAUACGGAAAAGUCUAGCAUCUAUUUCUCUCCCAAUACACCAGAUCAGAUGGUGAGACUCAUGUGUGAGCUCCUAAGGAUUGAGGUUACUUACAAUCCGGGAACCUAUCUGGGUCUACCAACCAUUUGGGGAAGAUCCAAGAAAGCUGCCCUCAGUUACAUUAAAGAAAGAUUGCUGAAGAAGAUUGAGGGCUGGAAGCAGUGUAAUCUUUCCAUGGCAGGAAGAGAGACGCUAAUUAAGUCAGUGGCCCUAGCGGUGCCAGCCUAUUCCAUGGCCUGCUUUAAGCUUCCUAAAGGGCUUUGUAAUGAGCUGAAUGCUGCUCUCGGAAAUUUCUGGUGGGGCUCUAAUGAAGGUAGGAAUAAGAUGCAUUGGAAAAGUUGGGACUUCUUAUGUUGCCCGAAAGGAACUGGUGGAAUGGGCUUCAGGGACUUAAACGAUUUUAAUAUCGCCCUCUUAGCUCGGCAAUGUUGGCGCUUAGUUCAUAACCCAAAUUCUUUAUGGGCAAGGGUUCUGAAGAGCAGGUACUUCCCUAAUUGCAACUUAUUUGAGGCGGUAAGAGGCCAUAGAGCUUCUUGGGGCUGGGCUAGUCUUUUGGAAGCAAGAGAUUUGGUGUCUAAUGGUUCUUCCUGGCAAGUCAUCGAUGGCUCAUCCAUAAAUAUUUGGAAUGAUAUGUGGCUCUCCCCUCCUAAUGAGGGCCACAUCCUAUCGACAGGCCCUAUUCCUACAGAUGCUCCUAAAAUGGGUCUAGCUAAGUCUAUAUCUAUUGCUAGUGAUAAGAAGAGGAUGCUUACCUUGGUGAGUUUUAUCUGCUGGGCCAUUUGGAAGGCGAGAUGCUCCUUCAUUUACCAGCACAGGCCGAUCUCUCCUGCUCUAGUUCUGGAUAAUGUGUUGAGGCUGGCUGGGGAGUUCUGGUCUGCGAAUGCUUUGAUGAAACCUAGCCCCGCCUCCCCAAGUCAGUACCCCUCCCCUGACAGGCUAACUAGCUGGACACCUCCGCCCUUUGGUUUCUCGAAGAUUAAUGUGGAUGCUUCCUGGAAGCCCCCAAACUCAUCGGGUAUCGGAGUCGUUAUUCGAAAUUCAGACAGAUCUUUGGUAUGUGCAUCUUCCUCAGGAUGCCGCAGGGACUCAAGCUCGGUAGAGAUGGCUGAAGCUAGGGCCAUCCUAGCUGGAAUCAACCUAGCAAUCGAACUCCACCUGGGAAACAUCAUUUUGGAGUCAAACUCAAAGAAUUUGAUUUCUAAUAUCACAAACCAAGCAUCUAGUAAAAAUUGGAGGAUUUUUCCACUUCUAGAGGAAAUCAGAAGGAAAAGCUCUGGGUUUGAGAACAUUAACUGGCAUUGGACGCCUCGUGAAGCGAAUCGUGCUGCGGACCCUUAG